Bipolaris sorokiniana ND90Pr is the source of this 969-nucleotide messenger RNA. RefSeq lists its product as uncharacterized. Lineage: Eukaryota; Fungi; Ascomycota; Dothideomycetes; Pleosporales; Pleosporaceae. The record is from RefSeq and is a predicted model, not a curated record. The transcript has 2 exons. The coding region runs from base 1 to 969 and encodes 322 amino acids.
AUGGGACGCCGUGAGAGACAACCUUCGCCCCCCCCUCCUCCCCCUAUGGGAGCCCCGCCAUCCGACUCCACUUACGUCUUCGACAAUUACGAGAACGGCAAGCCAAAAUGGGCGCCUGGCAAGGACCACCAGCGCGAUUAUCAUGAGUACCGCGAUAGCCGCCGAGGAGAUCAUCGCCGCCCUCGCAGAAACAGGUAUGACGAAGAUGAGGGGCCUCCGCCUCCACCGCCACAAGCACAGGGUGCAUAUCCUCCACCCCCGCCGCCAGGACAAGGAGCACCACCACCACCCAGAGGUAAUUGGCCAAAUUCACCUGUCCAUCCUGACGUACCAACUAACGAUAUUGUAGAAGCACCUCGAGACUCUCGACCCCGCCAUCACCGCAGACAGCCCUCAUACUCCUCCGACUCCGACUCAGGCGGUCCACCCCCACCUCGCCGCAGCCACCGCCGCGAAGAGCGCCCCCGCCACGCCCGCGAGGACACCUACGACUCAUACGACGAAAACUACCCUCGCCGUCGCCACCGCGAAUCCGGCCGCGACCGCGACGGCUACAAAUCCGAAGGCUACAAGUCAGAAGGCUACAAAUCCGACCGCCGGCCACGCGACCGCGACCCCUACUACGACGACCGCGACCGCGACCGUCGCGAGAAAUCUCGCAGCGAUAGGGAUCGUAGACACCGCGAUGACCGCCACGGCGACCACCGCUAUGACGACAUGUUUAACAGCCGCCCUGCGCGCCGUGACACCCGCUAUGACGAUAGGCCAUCGCGCGAUAGACGCGGGUACUAUGAUGACUAUGAAGACCGCUAUGGCGAUCGCAGGAGGAGUACGAGGGAUAGUAAGGCGAAGCCGGAGUGGCAGAAGCAGGCGCUGGGUAUGUUUAAGGAUUAUGCGCUGCCGAUUAUUAAGAAGGAGGGGGCCAGGUAUGUGCAGAAGCAGAUGGCUAAUGGGUUUGGGAAGCGUUGA